Zasmidium cellare ATCC 36951 is the source of this 321-nucleotide messenger RNA. RefSeq lists its product as uncharacterized. The transcript has a single exon. NCBI's taxonomy places the organism in Eukaryota, Fungi, Ascomycota, Dothideomycetes, Mycosphaerellales, Mycosphaerellaceae. The record is from RefSeq and is a predicted model, not a curated record. Bases 1 to 321 code for a protein of 106 amino acids.
AUGCCCAAACCCCUAACAACCCUCCUCACCCACCUCCACCUCCUCAAACCCUCCCCCUCGCGCCCCAACUCUUCCUCCUCCUCCACAACCACCCGCCGCAAGGACCGCAAAGACCGCAAAGCCGCCAAACUCGCCCAGCGCGACCACGAACGCACCACGGAGGGAUUAUUGCGGAUCGCACUCAAGAGGCAUGACAGUGUGAAUUCUUUCACGGCGAGGGAUCCGAGUGUUUAUUAUCGGAGACGGGAGGAUCAUGAGGGGUGGGUGAGGCAUGAGGCGGGGGGGAAGAGGUUGGGGAGGGGGUGGAGGGAGGGAGAAUGA